AUGCCUACAAAGAACAAUUAUGCAUCUACCAGCGCACCUGAUUCUAUGCCAUUUCCUAUCGAUUUUGAUGCUACCACGAUUCAACAAAACAUUAAAAACUAUUUAAUACCUUACUUUCACACAAUCUGCAAGUUUUUGGUCUACCAUUAUCGACUCCAUACACCCGACUGGUUGCAAACUCGAGGCGAUGUAAUUCACGAGUUCAUAAGAAGCCAUCAGUUGUUGAGCGACUAUUUGUUGUCGUUCGCGUUUUGGUAUAGUUUGCCGCUUUUGUGGUUUUUGGUUUGGUCUGUUGGCGGAUUUUUGAUUACCGCGAUUAUUGGAGUCACAAUGUUUGUAAUAACAAACGGAUUUAUCAUAGGUUCGGCGUCUAUAGUUGUAACUCCGUUUUUUAUAUUUGCUAUAAUGGCUAGUUUUAUGACAACCUUUGCUAUUUCGGUGGGCAGAGCUGCAAUGAGUGCUACAAAUUUUUUUGUGAGACGAAGUAAUAAUAAUGGAUGGCUUGGUGGUAAAAUUAAGUUUUCACCCUCAAUUAAUAAUAAUAAACUUUUUGUCCACGUUAGCUAUGCGAUUUGA
Molecule: messenger RNA, 576 nt
Organism: Ambispora leptoticha
Lineage: Eukaryota; Fungi; Glomeromycota; Glomeromycetes; Archaeosporales; Ambisporaceae
Source: the annotation of a GenBank genome assembly